AUGGGCAGUGCCGGCACACAGACAUGGCUCGACAAGCUCUCUGAGCAGCUAAACAUUGAUGUCGACUGGAUGGACCCGGCAUACACUCUGAGUAUGCCCAUUGUCCCCCAUGACAUGACAAGCAACCAAGGAUGGGUCCACGAGCAAAUGUGCAAUCCCGUCAACGAAGAGCUCUUCAAGAGCGUCGUCAAGGAGUACAAGGAUAAGGGCUGGCUUGCAAUUUACACACGCAUGGCGGUCCUGAUGUCCAAGGCCAAUAUCGACAACAUUCAAGGCCGAGUCUUGCUCCAGACUCUCCCAUCAAACGCUUACAAUCACGAGAAGACCCUAGAGCACGCUCGUCACUAUGCACGUGAGUUUGAAAGCGUGGGCGUUUCCAAGGAUCGAUUCUGCAUCAAGAUUCCCAGCACGGGCCCAGCGCUCAGUACCUGCCCAAUCUUGCUCGAGGAGGGUAUUCGGACAUUGGGCACGACGCUGUUCAGUGUACACCAGGCAAUUGCUGCUAGCCAGGGAGGAUGCUUAUACGUCAGCCCAUACUACAAUGAGGUUCGGGCUCACGACGAGAGAGAGCUUUGGCCUCAGUCCGAUGACCCGGCAACUUUGCACCCGAUGUCUUCACGCCUCGUGCAAAUUCUCGAGACAUACAAGCGUCUGUACAAAGAGACUGGCAAGGAGCAGCCUUACCUCAAGAAUGCAAGCUUCAUCUCCCCACAGGAGGCAAUGGCUGCUGGCGAGAUAGGAUGUCACUCGGCCACCAUCUCUCACAUGGUGCUCACCGAGCUCGCGAACCUCCCAUACGAUGGAUCUAAGCAGCCUGGCGAAGGUGUGCCCAAACCAGACCAUCCCUACUUGAACGCCUUGCCGACACCCACCCGCCUUGCCAAAAUUGCUAAGCUUGACGCUCUCGCGAACGAAGGCUGGGAUGGUCAGCUAGCAAGGACAGACAUCGACUAUCUCGCGAACGAAGGGGCUGAGCUGGACAAGGCGAAUGAGGCAGAUGGUGUCACUAAGCAGCGGUUGCGUGAAGCCCUUUCGCUGUUUGUCGCGGCGGAGAAGAGGAGCCAGGCUAAGAUCGAGGAGGCGAUGAAGCUUGUCUAG
Molecule: messenger RNA, 1098 nt
Organism: Penicillium brevicompactum
Lineage: Eukaryota; Fungi; Ascomycota; Eurotiomycetes; Eurotiales; Aspergillaceae
Exons: 5
Coding region: 1-1098 (365 amino acids)
Biological process (GO): carbohydrate metabolic process; pentose-phosphate shunt, non-oxidative branch
Cellular component (GO): intracellular anatomical structure
Molecular function (GO): transaldolase activity
Source: RefSeq, a predicted model, not a curated record